Molecule: messenger RNA, 1221 nt
Organism: Vairimorpha ceranae
Lineage: Eukaryota; Fungi; Microsporidia; Nosematidae
Product: nop5-like nucleolar protein
Exons: 1
Coding region: 1-1221 (406 amino acids)
Cellular component (GO): box C/D methylation guide snoRNP complex; small-subunit processome
Molecular function (GO): snoRNA binding
Source: RefSeq, a predicted model, not a curated record
AUGAUUUAUCUUUUUGAAAAUGCAACGGGAUUUACGCUUUUUAAAAAACAAGAUGAUAGAAUAAAAAAAGUGAACUCAUACGAGUUUAAAAAUAAUGAUGAAUUACUUGAAACAUACGAACAACUUGAACAGAAUAAAUUACCAAAAAAUUUAGAAAAUUUUUUAUUUUCUGAAUUGAAGGAUUUGAAUGAAGUUCUGGCUGUUAGAGAUACUAAAUUACAAAAGCUUAUUACAGAAUCUUGCAAUAUUUCUUCUAAAUAUGUACAAGAUGCUAAUUUUAAGCUUAUUUUAAGUGAACUUGAUAAAUUUACUAGCGAAAAUAACAAGCAGAAAACACUUUUUUUGUCUCACAAAAUGGCUCUAAAAAAGAUAACUUAUAAUGCUGAUAAAUUAGAUACAAUGAUUAUACAAUCUAUAAAUCUAUUGGUAGAUAUUGAUAAGGAUAUUAAUUUACAUUGUAUGAGGAUUCGGGAAUGGUACGGUACACAUUUUCCUGAAUUGUCGUUAGUUGUAGACGAUAAUCUUCUUUAUUUAAAAAUUGUAUCAAUAAUCGGAAAUCGAAAUACUUGUUCGUUUGAAAAAAUACAACCUGUUGCUGGUGAUUUGUCAGAAAAGAUAUAUAAAUUGUCUGUUAAUUCGAUGGGCACAGAAAUAGCAGAAAAUGAUGUAGAUAAUAUUAUAAAUGACUGUCAAAGUAUUAUUAAAAACUUUGAAUAUAGAAAUAAAUUAUCAAGUUAUAUCAAAGAAAAAAUGAUGUGUAUAGCACCAAAUUUAACUAAUCUUAUUGGAGAUUUUAUUGGUGCAAGACUUUUAAGUAAAGCGGGAUCUUUAGAAUCCUUAGCAAAGUAUCCCUCGUCUACUAUACAACUUUUAGGAGCAGAGAAAAGCCUCUUUCAAGCACUUAGAAAUCAGUCUAAUACGCCAAAAUAUGGUUUAAUUUUUGAGUCGUCAUUGUUAGGACAGGUGUCUUCAGAAUAUAAAGGUAAAAUUGCUCGUACUCUUGCAGCAAAAAUAUCUCUGUGUGCAAAAAUUGACGUAUCAUCUAAAGAUCAAACCGGUAAAUAUGGUACUGAUGCAAAGAAUAAAAUAUUAAACAGAAUAAAAAAUUUAGAAGAUGCUAGCAGACCUAAAAAAAAAGUUAUUACAAAAUCAAAAUUUAUUGUUAAAGAAGAAAUAAAAUAUGACGAUAAAAAUGAUAUAAAACGCAGUAAAAAAAAUUAA